This is a messenger RNA of Prosopis cineraria, 1247 nucleotides long. RefSeq lists its product as uncharacterized. The coding region runs from base 267 to 998 and encodes 243 amino acids. The record is from RefSeq and is a predicted model, not a curated record. Lineage: Eukaryota; Viridiplantae; Streptophyta; Magnoliopsida; Fabales; Fabaceae. The transcript has 6 exons.
CUGGCGGUUUCGUGGCCCGCUCCGCCCAGUCUCUCCGUUAUCAUCAUCCGCGCCACCGGUCGGCUCGCGUGCAGGAGACAAACAACCCCCACGACCAUGAGAAGCACGUGUCCCUUUUAGCUCACAACAUCUAUUUGACAUCAUCGCCCAGCAGCUUUGACGACAUCUGAUACUGACGAUAAACUUUUCUAGGGCUCAAUUCUUAUCAAGACAAAUCGCUAUUUUAUUAGUGUUUUCUGGCCAUUGUCUAGCCUCGCGAACUUUCAAUGGAGAUCGAUUUAUGUGAUACAAAACCCACUGUUGAAAUUCCAAGGGAGCGGUUGGGAAAGGAUCGGGUUCGGCCGAGGAGGGAGACGUUGCUUGCUGCGUUUGAGCAGUGUCGGAGAUCUCUCGAAUUACUCAACAUGACUAGCGUUGUUGACGAAGUUGAAAAGGAUUUUGGGAUUGAGGUUGAACCUACUGGGUCGGAUCGGCGCCUUGAAGGAUCACCUUCUACAAGAGAUGAUCAAGACGCCGACGAGUUACGUGACCUACUCAAAUCCAGGUUUGAAUGCCCUGCUUUUCUUGAAAAGUUGCAGUGUGCCCAGGCAUCAGAUUCAUGGAAUACAAUUGAAGAAGGUAAUUCUUGGGAUAUGGUCAGUGAGGAUGACCUAUGGAAAGGUGAAGAUAUUGAAUCAGACCAAGAAGGUUAUGUCCUUGUUCGACAGGAAGAUAUAGCAGAGGGAAUGGCUUGCUUCAUGGCUGCGUGUUUGCUAUCCCUCGACCAUACUAAGUUGCAGGACAUGACUCCUAAUCAACUUCAGAAAGUACUAAGAAAGACAUUCUCGGUGAAAAAGAAGAAGGGUAAGCUUCAAAAGGCAUGGGAUGGGAGCAAAGUUAUAUACAAUGUUGCGUCCUGGGGGGCUACAGCCAUUGGGAUUUAUCAAAACCCUGUUAUAAUAGAGGCUGCAACAAAGGCAUUGUGGACAUCUUGCCAUGUUAUCUCAAAGCUUCUCUAAUGUGCCAGUGAAGAGUGGAGAAGAGUUGUAGUGUAGUUAUUUACCCCCACCCCCUUUUUCGUCUUUUUGAUAGUCAUUAACCCCCUUUUUAUUAUAAUUAAUUAUUUACCCUUUUUACUUGUGCUUGUGCUGCAAAUCAGCUUGAUUUCCCACUUGUCAUUUAAAAUUUAUCUAAGUGGUUUGCCCCAUAAAUCAGUUGUAAAUAUCUCCUAAUUCAUCAAAUAUUAGGUUGAAUUUCUCAUUCACAAA